Molecule: messenger RNA, 4019 nt
Organism: Mycetomoellerius zeteki
Lineage: Eukaryota; Metazoa; Arthropoda; Insecta; Hymenoptera; Formicidae
Product: zinc finger CCCH domain-containing protein 18
Exons: 8
Coding region: 700-3765 (1021 amino acids)
Cellular component (GO): precatalytic spliceosome
Molecular function (GO): metal ion binding; RNA binding
Source: RefSeq, a predicted model, not a curated record
UCUCCAUUUCGACGUUCGUGCUUUGUUCUCGUUCUCCUCGCGACGAUUGCGCGACGACCGGAUGGUGGUAUUUCCUGCGCCACGGACUGGCCUAAAGUGUCCUAGAGCGAGGAUUUAAGGAAUCCGAGACGUGUUUCUCGCGGCAGAUCGGAGUACAGAGUUAGUGUGGCCAAGCGCCGUCCGUCGUGGAGGACACGAGUCCGCCGAGUCUCGUCACACUCGGCGACUUGAGAGAAAUCGUCAGCAUUGCGGGUGACGCCGGCUGCCUUGGAGCCUCGUUAGAAUCUUGAGUCUCCGCUGAGGCCCCGCGCAGGCCUCGCAGUACCGCGCGACCAAGGUUGAAAGUUCGUUCGUUAUAGUUUCGCUAGUGCAGUACAAAAAAUACGGUUCGUGAUUUAUCGGUACUUUCUUAGUUUGUGUUGUGUUCAAGUUGAAAAGUUUAAAACGACACUCUAAAAAGUUCCGCGCGAAAAAAGUCCGAGUAAAAACAGUACGGUAUUCGUAUAUGUGACCCGCAAGCAAAGUUCGGUUUCAGUAAUAAAGUAUAAAAAAAAAGUUUUGAAUAAAAAAAGAGAAAAAAAAGUCAAAAGUUGUGAUAUAAAGAAAGUAUGUUCGACAUGAUAUGGAUCGCGCGCGUUGUGCCAUCAAGAGCGAAUACUUCACAGACUCUGAUUGAUCCAGGCUGAAAUACUGUUCGACAUGUCCGACUCUGGUACAGACAGUACUUCAACGGAGGGAUAUGAUGAAGGUAAUCGACUUGCUUCGGUCGGAGAUGAGGUAACAUCGUCACGCUAUUCGCAUCACUCUUCCGGAUCGGAGCGACGAAAGUCCGCUGCGAGCUCCAUCUUCUCCGGGGAAAAAUCUCCCCGAUCGCCGUUAUCAGGCGGCGAAUCCAAGUCGCCACGGUCUCCCCCAUUAUCACCGAAAUCGCAGCGAUCCGGGAUAAUGUCUCCUAGUGAGGAAGGUUCCCCAAGAUCGAUUCGUAGUUUAUCAAAAUCUCCACCGCCCAUGUCACCGCCACAGUCACCCGAAUCGCCAACAUAUCGCCCUCCCGCAUCGCCGACAUAUCAACCGAACGACUCGCCAAAGUCUUACCAUUCAGGAAACAACUCUCUUGACUCACCCCGAUCGGACCGGAGUCUGUCUCGAUCGCCCAUACGGGACAACGGGUCGUGUCUCUCCCCCUCGAACGAUUCUAAAUCUAUGCGCUUUGAAGAUGCCGAGUCGAAGGCGUCUGACCUCGAAACAGAUAUGCAAAGAUCUGUCGACAACUCAUUAAAAUCAUACUCGUACAAGAACAGCGAGUCCAGACAAAGUUCACCAAAAUCGCCUAGAUCUGGUCCAAGUUCCGUGAAAUCUUUAAUAUCAGCGAGGAGUUCACCGAAAUCGUUCAAAUCCGGUCCGGCGUCUCCUAUAGAUGAUCACGAAUCGGACAAACCCUCACCGGCGCAUUCAGGCCCUCGGUCUCCCGAAGAGGAGAAAAAUGGGUCCUAUAACGAAUUGGACGGCGAACAAAUCUCGGAUGGGGACAUUGAGGACGAACCAGAGCCCAUGUCUAAAUCUAAACCUACACCUAUGACCCAUAGCGAGGAUUUAUCGGACGUAUCGGAUCUUGAGAGCAUAGACGGUCCUGAAGACUCCACUGAUCAAAACACAGAAGUAGACAAGAUUCAAGAACAAACUGAUAAACAAGAAAUUACUAAUGACGAUGAAAAUACAAAAAAAGAAGACAAAAUUGCACCAGUUGGCUUGACAGAAGAAAGUGAGCAACUAGACUUUGAAGCCGAUGGUCAAUGGAAAGACGAACGUGACGAAGGUGAAGCUGAGGCCCCUACAAAAGAAAUUAAAGAUAAUACAGAGAAGGAUAGCAAAGAUAAAGAUAAAGAUAAGAACAAGGACAAAGAUAAGGCGAAAUCAAAAGAAUCUGGCGAAAUAAACGAUAAGGAAGAAGGAGAAGAGGGAGAAAAAGAGGAGUCUGAGUUGGAGGAGGGAGAGCUUAGCGAUGGAGAUGACGCACGACCCGAAGAGACUGAACCCAGACCAGUAUGUCGCUUUUAUAGUCGGGGCCAAUGUACAUGGGGCGUUAGUUGUAGAUUUUUACAUCCAGGUGUGACAGAUAAAGGUAAUUACACUAUGUUCGAUAUGGUGAGGCCUAUGGCAUAUCCGCCACAUGCCACCGCGCCACACGAAUAUAGAUCCCACAUCGACAGACCGAGUAUGCGAUCGUCGAUACCCGGUUAUGGUGCUCCUACACACGCACCUAAGGUGGAAGAAACGCCGACUGAAUCUGCUUGGGAACGCGGUCUACGCCAUGCCAAGGAAAUGAUGCGAAAGGCCAAUAAACGUAAAGAAUCGGACAUGGAUUUCGAAGAAAAGAAAAUGAACUUGAGUUUAGGACAGGAUGAAUUGGAUAGAGAAGCGGGAUACUAUGUAAGAGCUGCUAGUCCUGAGCCGCCGGUCGAAAGAUGGUCACAACGAGAAGUACCACGCCGAGUAUCAUCUUCUAGACUAACGCCGGAAAGAUAUGUUGACGAGCCCGAAGGAUACUAUCCUCCGUCCGCGUCAACUGACUAUUAUAGGCGAGUGCAUUACAAAGAGUCAUCACGCGAGUAUCGGGAUCGUUUUGAUUAUCAUGCGAUUCCUCGUGGUGCGCAUUCGGUUUCUCCGCCACCCCACCAUCGUGAACGCGAGAGAGAACGAGAUCGUGAGCGUGACAGAGAACGUGAUUAUUACGAGAAGUACGAAAAGAAGCAUAAGCGGCCGUCGCGGGAAGUCAUUGUAGAACGAAUCCCUCCAUCGAAACCUUGGCGAGAGGAAGAACCACCUCCUACUGAAAGGAGUAGAGGUGACGAAUGGGCGGAUCCAUGGAUGCGGCGCAAGUCCCCGAGUACUGUACGCCGCAACACGUCGUCUCGCCGACAACCCCGGCGGCAGUCCUAUUCUUCUGGAUCUUCGUAUUCAUCAACGAGUUCUAGCCGUAGCUCCAGUCGUUCUAGCUACAGUUCUUACGACUCCCUAUCCAGGUCUCGUUCACCUUCCCCUCCGACUAGAACUCGGUCUACUGGCAAAAGCAAGACCACUGUUCUUACUUCACCUCCUUCGAAUCCCCCGGCUGUCCCCGCAGCCACGCCUCAACGAGGUGCUAUGCUAAUGAAUCCUCCCGCUCCCUCUCCUCGUCCACCCAAAGGUUCUAUCUCUCCCACAACGGGAACGCUGCAUCGAAGGGCCGGACUGAAUCCACCUGCCCCAAGUCCACUAUCGUCUCAUCGUCAUCACGACAAAGCCAGGGAGCAAAAGGCUGCUAUGGCUGCAGCUGCUGUGGCUAAAAUCAUUAAAAGUCGUUCUAGAUCUAGAUCAUCUCAUAGUAGUUCGGGAUCGGAGAGCAGCGGAAGUAGUAGCGACUCCAGCGAAUCAAGUUAUUCGUCGUCCUCCAGCGAGACGCGUAGAAGAAAGGGUUCGACACCGCCGAUACCACGUAAAGAUUCCAAAGGUAUCGACGCUUUGAAACUGAGCGGCGCGAAACAGCAGAUUAAGUUAACGCUGAAGCCCACGAGCAACGCUACAGCCGUAAAAAAGAUCGACCGUAGUGCACUUAUGGCAGGUAAAAAGCGGGGUAUUGAGUCACCACCGUUGAUCGAUAACAAAGCGCAAGUGGCCGCGGCGGCAGCUAAAGCCGCUAAGAAAGCGAGCUCACGGCGCGAGGAAUUAUUGAAGCAACUAAAGGCCGUGGAAGAUGCGAUUGCGCGUAAAAGGUCGAAGGUUUAAAUCGACUCGAUUAACGAUAGCAUGCGCUUUUCAUGAACAGGGAUUGAAAACAGUAUAACAGUAUAAAUAAUAAAUAUACAUAUAUAGAUGUGAACGAAAGAAAUUAAUUGAUAUAAAUUUCGACAUAACAUAUGUAUACCGAUAUAGAAAUAAUUUUUCGAGAAAACUAGCGUUGUCCAAUUAAAUAGAUUUGUAGCACGCUGUGAUAUGUAUUUUACGAAAAAGAUAUUUAAUGAUGUAUCAUACUUAUUGAG